UUGCAAAUAUUGAUACAAUACACACUUUUUGGCUUUCUUGAACGUUGGAUCAUGAGUUAAUGCCGAAGCCAAAUCUCAGAAACUCCCAGGACCUAAAUCCGAAACACAUAUCCUCACCUUCAAUCUCACACUCCCGCUAAACCAACAGUCUCGAUCAAUUCAGGAUCUCAACUCCCUGGACCAUCCAAUACAAACCCAUUCCCCAUGUCCAAUGUCUAUUAUAUCUCCAAAAAAAUCCCAAUCUUCCUUCAACCCUAAUCCGCCAUGCCGGAAAAGCUCUGCAACCACCACGAAUCCUCCCGCCGGCGAACCCUCCGGUGGGCCGCCGCCGCCUCCGCCGCCGCCGUCUCCCUCCUCCUCCUCUCCGUCCUCCUAAUUUGGGCCAUUCUCCGCCCCAAAAAGCCCCAAUUCACUCUCCACGACGCCACCGUAUUCGUCCUCGCCGUCCCCGCCGGAAACCUCAUCUCCGCCACCGUCCAGGUCACCGUCGGCUGCCGGAACCCUAAUUCGAGGAUCGGAAUAUACUACGACGGCCUCACCGCCUACGCCGCCUACCGCGACCAGCAGAUCACCUAUGCCGCCGCCAUCCAGCCGGUCUACCAAAGCCGCAAGGACUUCACCGUCUGGUCGCCGUUCGUCUAUGGCGACGACGUUCCGGUGGCGCCGUACACCGGCGGCGGCCUCGCGCGCGACCGGUCGGCCGGCGCGAUUCCGUUGGUGGUCAAAAUUAACGGCCACGUUAAGUGGAGAGUCGGCGCGUUCAUCUCCGGACGGUACCACCUCCACGUCAGCUGUCCGGCGAAUAUUCCGGUGGAUUAUUCCGGCGGAAUCGCCGCCGCCGGAGUUGCAGUUAAGUAUCAGCUCUCGCAGAGAUGUAGUGUUAGCGUCUAAUGAGAAAAUAUAUAUAUAUACAUAAUUAAAAAUAAAUAAAUUUAUAAUUAGUUACACGGAUUUUUAUUGAA
Andrographis paniculata is the source of this 962-nucleotide messenger RNA. RefSeq names its product NDR1/HIN1-like protein 1. The record is from RefSeq and is a predicted model, not a curated record. The coding region runs from base 265 to 891 and encodes 208 amino acids. Gene Ontology annotation, biological process: defense response to other organism. NCBI's taxonomy places the organism in Eukaryota, Viridiplantae, Streptophyta, Magnoliopsida, Lamiales, Acanthaceae. The transcript has a single exon.